CGGGAGGCGGGCUCGGGGCGGCCCUUCGGAGCGGCGGCGCGCGGUGGCCGCCCCGGGUCGCGCUCACUGUCGGGGCCGGACCCGGUGCCGUCCCUUUCGGAGCGGAGCGCGCAGCGCCGGAGCCCGGAGUGGAGAAGGAUGGACACCGUCAGCCAGGUUCCCAUGGAAGCUGUGCUCCCCAAGCACAUCUUGGAUAUUUGGGUCAUUAUCCUUAUCAUCUUGGCCACCAUUGUCAUCAUGACGUCCUUGCUGCUAUGCCCAGCGAUGGCAGUCAUCAUCUACCGCAUGCGGACUCACCCUGUUCUCAAUGGACCUGUAUGAAUGCCUCCCAAGGAGGGGCAGGUGACAUAUGAGGAUGGCAUCUACUCCCUCAGUCUCUUCUCCCUCAAAAACAAGCAGGAGGGCCUUGGGAAUGUGGACUCUGGAGUGAGAUAUGUAAGAGGAGACCCUUGUUCUGGCUUUGAUUCUCUCACUGGCUGAUAGUGUGGGUUCAGUCAAGUGACAUGAUUCUGUGAGUUCCUACUUCUUUAUCUUUCAAAUGGAGGUCAUGAUCCCUAUCCUGCCUACCUCAGAGGUUAUGGAAUUAGUGGCUUCGUAGAGUUUCUUGUGAGCAUUUAAAGCCACCACUGAUAGGCACUGUUAUGCUGAAUGCUAAGAAGCUUUGAAAAACCAAAUGACCUAUUUGCUGAUGAUGGUCUUCAAGAUGGUGAAGGAGCGAGCGGAAGAGUGGUUCUACCAGGGCCCCAUAUCUCAAACCAAGCAAAGAGCAUUCUAUCCUCAUUCCAAGGACCCCAAACCACAGUGGCUCAAAACUUGCUUUUCUCAAGUUUUCUGAAGAGAAAAUUGAGCUUGGUGUGGAGAUGGAGCAAGGUGAGGGGUAGAUGAAGUGGAAAUUUUCAGGAGUUUUUUCAGCCAGAAUCUUUGCCCCUAUUUAAUGUAGGGGAGGGCUCUACUAUUUUUGGCACUGUCAAGGGAGCUGGCAUGGGCACUGGGCUUCUGUCUGCACUGGACCGCCAAAGCAGGUGCUCGAACUCGCUUUGAUAUUCAAGCAAUGUUGGAAAACACAGGUGGUUGAGUUCUCUGCCCUACUGAGUUCUCUAACCUCCAUCCCCUGGUGUGACACACACAAGGGCGCUCUGCCCUUCUGCCAGGAUCCUGCAGUAAGUACUCCAGACUGUCUUCCUGGACUCCCACCAGGACUGCAACCAACCCAAAGGACAGACAUAUUUUAAAGACACAUUCCCAGGAUUUUUGGAGCCAACCCCAAGCAGUGACGACGAUUAUUUCAAAUGAUGUAGGAAGAUUUCUGAACCACUCAAGAUCUUUGGUCCAAUUUAGAAAUGUCCUGGGACUUAUUAAAUUAUGUCAGAAAGCAGUCCAGAUACCAUGAUGUUAUUAUAAAAUGAUGCUUCUACUUUGACCUGA
Sorex araneus (European shrew) is the source of this 1425-nucleotide messenger RNA. RefSeq names its product small integral membrane protein 3 (gene SMIM3). Lineage: Eukaryota; Metazoa; Chordata; Mammalia; Eulipotyphla; Soricidae. The transcript has 2 exons. The coding region runs from base 139 to 321 and encodes 60 amino acids. The record is from RefSeq and is a predicted model, not a curated record.